Messenger RNA from Phycomyces blakesleeanus NRRL 1555(-), 672 nucleotides. RefSeq lists its product as hypothetical. The transcript has 2 exons. Lineage: Eukaryota; Fungi; Mucoromycota; Mucoromycetes; Mucorales; Phycomycetaceae. Bases 1 to 672 code for a protein of 223 amino acids. The record is from RefSeq and is a predicted model, not a curated record.
AUGAAGCUCAUCUACAUUCUCGCCGCCACCCUUUCUGUCCUUUCCUUCACCUCGGCUGCACCAAUGGAUAAGCGAGCCAUCAGCAGUUGCUACAAAAACGCCUACAUCACACAAUACUGGAUUCCCAAAGAAGGCGACAAGGAUAUGACCAACAAUGGAAAGAUUGUCAGUCUCACCGGAUCCAAAACCAAAAGUCUCAAGACAUCGAAAGGAAAAGAAAUUGCCAAAGUAGCACCCAACACAUUCGACAAAUUCCAAAUGGAAGGCACUGGUUUGCUCCAAAACGGAAAGAUGGUCAAUCUUGAUGAUGGCGUCAGUAGUUUCAUGGAAGUCAACCGCAAGUCUUCUCCAUUCGGCCACGGAGGAUUCAACGACAAUAACCUUGUGCCCUGGGUCAGCAUUGCAGCAAACGACAUCAAAGCCGGAACAAAGCUGUACAUCAAGCAACUCGACGGCGUCAAACUUUCGAACGGCAUGACCCACAAUGGCUGUGUACGCGUCGACGACCGAGGAUGGAGUUUCAGUGGCUGCCAGAUCGAUUUCUUUGUUCUCCAGUAUACCUCUUAUACUUCCCUGACCAAAUUGCUGCCCAGCAAAGUUUCUGUGGUCGAGAAGAGCUGCACAAUUAAGAAUUAUGUCAACAGUGCUGUCAAAGACUGGGCUGUCCUGUAA